AACAGAAAAACAAAAAAGUUCGUUCUCUCUCUCUCUCUCGACUCUCUCUAGUCUCUCUCGAGACUCUCUCUCUCUCCAUUGAUUUCUUCUACACACAGACAAUUCCGAACCCCCAACUCAUAUCUCUCUCUAUUUGCCUUUCAUCGGAUCUGACUUUCUCCCGAAAAUCCACAAUCUGAUUUUUCGAAUUCUGCAAAACCCGCACAAUCCCCAAAUCCAGCGACAAAAUAUUGCUUCUGUUUGAUCAAAUCACACAUUUAUUCCGAUGGGAAUGGCUUCGCUGGCCACAACGAAGUGACCAUGAGCAACCAAAACGAGGAAGAGGACGAGGAGAGCGAGUGCUUCUACGAGUCUCUUGAUCGCUUAGCCUCUUCCUCUUCUUGCUCUUGCUCCGCUUCAAACUCCGAUUACGAUUCCGACCUCGCCAAUUCGGAAUCUUCUCCCCGGAUCUCCUCGGAAGAACCCAACGGUACUCGCCGCCGCCGAUACCCAUUCCCCGUCCCACGGUUUCCAAUGGGUUCCUCAAGGUUCGACGUUUGGAUCUCCGAACCCGCUUCUGUCUCUGAGAGGCGCUCGAGGCUUUUAAGCGAAAUGGGUCUCAGCCGCGAACCUCUUCACUCCCGGUUAAAACCCGUUUCCGAUUCCGGCUCGAAUGGAGCAUCCGACAUUUCCCGAUCGAUCUCGUGUAAUCAAUUGGUCCGGCGAGAUCACGGGGAGUCUGUCGGCGGCAGUGCUACCUGCGUCACGAGAUCGAAAUCCGAAAUUUCCACUAGCCAAUGUGGAGAUCGUGACCGUCGAUGUCCUCCGCCGGGUAAUUCUUGCUCUUUUUCUGACUCUAAACUUUCACAUUCCGAGAUCAGUAAAACCAGCCCGCCAUUUGUAAAUUGCAAUUUCUCGCACAAGGGUGAUCUUAAUCACGGAUCAGUUAGAGCUGAUUCGUCAAUGGUUUGUGAGAAUUCGAGUGAUUCCUCGCGCUUAAAUGGAAAUUCUGAAUGCGUAUUGAGAAACCCUAGCGAGUGUGUAGUUAAUGAGGAAGUGGAAGUGUGUACUAUAAAGAAUCUCGAUAAUGGGAAAGAGUUUGUGGUGAAUGAGAUUCAAGAAGACGGUACAUGGAAAAAGGUAAAGGAAGUUGGAACUGACACACAGAUGACGAUGGAGGAGUUUGAGAUGUGUGUGGGACAUUCUCCCAUUGUUCUGGAGCUUAUGAGAAGACAAAACGUCGAGGAUUCCGAUAAGGCCUCUACGAGAUCUAAGGAAAACGAAGACUGUGGUGGUAACAAUAACAAGUCUAAGAAGAAAGGAAGCUGGUUUAAGAGCAUAAAGAGUGUUGCAAGUAGCAUGACUGGUCAUAGCAAAGAGAGACGAAGCAGCGAUGAUAAAGAUACAUCAUCAGAGAGAGGUGGUCGGAGGUCGAGCUCUGCUACAGAUGAUUCUCAGGAGUCUUCUUUUCACGGCCCGGAAAGAGUUAGGGUUAGACAGUAUGGCAAGUCCUCUAAAGAACUCACGGCAUUGUACAAGACGCAGGAGAUUCAAGCGCAUAACGGUUCUAUUUGGAGCAUUAAGUUUAGUUUGGAUGGUAAAUAUCUUGCUAGUGCUGGUGAGGAUUGCGUCAUUCAUAUCUGGCAAGUCGUCGAAGCUGAAAAGAAAGGAGAGUUAUUACUGGAUAGACCGGAACUGUUGCUUAUGGCUAAUAAUGGGUCUCCGGAACCAACUACUAUGUCACCAAGGAGAAGAGGGAGAACUUCUAUAAGUAGAAAGUCAUUGAGUUUAGACAACAUAUAUGUUCCAGAUUCUGUUUUCGGGCUCUCGGACAAACCCUUCUGUUCCUUUCAGGGACAUUUGGAUGAUGUGCUUGACCUUGCUUGGUCCAAGUCUCAGCAUUUGCUUUCUUCAUCAAUGGAUAAAACAGUUCGUCUGUGGCACUUGUCCAGCCAGACUUGCUUGAAAGUAUUUUCCCACAGUGAUUACGUGACUUGCAUUCAGUUUAAUCCGGUUGAUGAUAGAUACUUCAUCAGCGGUUCAUUAGAUGCAAAAGUUCGUGUUUGGAGCAUUCCAGAUCGCCAAGUAGUUGACUGGUAUGAUCUUCAUGAGAUGGUCACCUCUGCUUGCUACACUCCAGACGGUCAGGGUGCGUUGGUUGGUUCAUACAAAGGUAGUUGUCGCCUGUACAGUGCAUCAGAUAACAAGCUGCAACAGAAAAGCCAGAUAAAUCUACAGAACAAGAAGAAGAAAGCUCAUCAAAAGAAGAUAACUGGUUUCCAGUUUGUGCCUGGAAGCUCAUCUGAAGUCCUUGUCACAUCUUCUGAUUCUCGGGUCCGUGUUGUCGAUGGAACUGAUCUAGUUAACAAACUUAAAGGGUUUCGGAAUACGAGCAGCCAAAUCUCUGCCUCAAUCACAGCAGAUGGGAAAUACGUGGUUUCAGCGAGCGAGGAUUCACAUGUGUACGUAUGGAAGUACGAAUCUCCUGCUUCUCGAACAAGCAGGAGUAACAACAACAAGAACGUUAGUGUCACAAACUCGUACGAGCAUUUCCAUAGCCAAGACGUGUCUGCAGCCAUCUCAUGGCCCGGAAUGGCCUCAACAGAGACUUUGGGAACGACCCAAAACAAAGCCGGGUUCAACGGAAACGCCAAUAACUUGGACGAAAUCUCGACAGCUAACCAUCCACCUACACCGGUGGAGCAGCCGGGGACUCUGGAUCGAUUGAACAGUCCACGGAAUGGGAUCAUUUCGAGCGCAACAAACGGAUACUUUUUCGAUAGAAUGUCAGCGACUUGGCCUGAAGAGAAACUGUUGUUUGGAAGGAACAGAAGUGGGAAUCGUAUGAGUACUGAUUUGUCUUCAAUUGGAAUUGGAAUUGGGAACUCAGUGAAUGUGUCGCCUUCUUGGGGAAUGGUGAUUGUCACUGCUGGUCUCAGGGGAGAGAUUCGAGCGUUUCAGAACUUUGGUUUGCCCAUUCGGUUUUGAUAAAAAUGUUGGUAAAGAAAAUCGAGUGAGGUGUGUACCUUCUUUAGCGAGUUUUUUCGUUUUGAUUUUUUUUAUAUAUAUAUUCUUCUGUUACAGAUUCAUUUCCAAGAAAAGAGAAAGAAAAACUACACUGAUCUUUAAAGUGUUUACAUACACGAACAGAUGUAAGAUGUUUAUUGAUUGGGAUAUAGAAAGAGGAAAAAAAAAAGAGAGAAAAAAU
Molecule: messenger RNA, 3187 nt
Organism: Eutrema salsugineum
Lineage: Eukaryota; Viridiplantae; Streptophyta; Magnoliopsida; Brassicales; Brassicaceae
Product: WD repeat-containing protein 44
Exons: 7
Coding region: 301-2967 (888 amino acids)
Molecular function (GO): protein binding
Source: RefSeq, a predicted model, not a curated record